Paramecium primaurelia is the source of this 890-nucleotide messenger RNA. The record is from the annotation of a GenBank genome assembly. Lineage: Eukaryota; Ciliophora; Oligohymenophorea; Peniculida; Parameciidae.
AUGCCACCAAAGAUUAAACCUAAACAAAUUAGAUAAAUGAUUCAAAGUACAGCCAUUCUACCACCAGGAACUGACAAAGGGUCAGAUAAAUCAUUUGGAGAAUUUUGUAUUAAAAUGAGUAAAGUCUAAUGGAUUCAAGAUUCAAACCCUCAUUAAGGAAAUUUAGUCUAUCGUCUCUGCUUUUGGGGUUAAGAAGGAGAUGGAUUAUUAAUAUAAGCAUUAAAUUAAAAUUUGCAUUACCCUAAUGAAUUGAAGUAUGAUAUUAGAGUACCAAUUAUUCAAUUUCAUAAAUAUUUGAAUGAAGCUGAAAAAGUAAUUAUUUAUCUUGUGGAUUCAGAGGAUAAAUUUUAAAUUUUUGGUUAUAUAAUCAUUAAUUUUGCUAGACAUUUGAAUAAAGACUUAUCAAAAAAUUAAGUUUUUCAUAAUAUUUCUGGAUAAUAUCCAAUAUAUAAAUAUUUUCCAGAAAUGCCUGAUAAUAAGGAAUAUAAAAUAGGAUAUCAAAAUAUAGAAGUAAAUUCAAAAUUUUUAUUAAUAUAAUAACAAAUAGAAUUAUGUUCUUAAUUAAAUCAAUCAAAUAACAUGUAAUAAUUAUAACAAAUCAUGAUAAAAGAAUAAUAAUAAUAAUAAUAAUAAUAAUAAUAAUAAUAAUAAUAAUAAUAAUAAUAAUAAUAAUCUAAUAAAUAAACUUAAUAUCCUUAAAUUAAUGUUAUUUUUCCAACUGAAAAUGAAGCUUGGUUAUAAUAAAAUCCAGAUUAAAAAUUAGCAAAUGUUUUAUUUGCUAAUAAUCCAUUCCAAAAAAAUAUUGAAAUCAAUCCAAAUAACCUUUAUGAAAGAAAUAAUUAUAUUGAUCCUGAAUCUACUAUAAAUUAAUAUUAGAAUGAUUAAAGUAA